Cercocebus atys (sooty mangabey) is the source of this 3829-nucleotide messenger RNA. It is a transcript of the gene PYROXD2, whose product is annotated as pyridine nucleotide-disulphide oxidoreductase domain 2. The record is from RefSeq and is a predicted model, not a curated record. NCBI's taxonomy places the organism in Eukaryota, Metazoa, Chordata, Mammalia, Primates, Cercopithecidae. Bases 1903 to 3636 code for a protein of 577 amino acids. The transcript is spliced from 18 exons. Gene Ontology annotation, molecular function: oxidoreductase activity.
AUCUUAGCAGAGAUGCUCACAUGCGGGGUAACUGUCCAUGGUGUGUGGAGGGGUCCUCGGAACCCCCUCUUAGGAUCAUCUCCACAUACUCUCCCAGUUCUGAGAUUCAUUACCAACAGCAGGUUUCCUUCACACUGCCGUGUCAGAGCAGCGCGGGAACUCUCCACUCCGCUGCGAGGGGCCUUCUCCUCCUAGGGAACACUCUGCUAAGCAAAGGGGCUUCUCAUUCAAGGCAGGCCUAAGGGAGGGUCAGAAAGAACUUUAGCUGGAGGUAUUUACCGAUGUGACUUCCAAUCCUUGGGGAUUCUGGGAAAAUGGACAAAGUGCCAAAAGAAGAGAAUUGGCCGGGCCUUCAAAAGAAGAAAACCCAGAGAAUUACAGACAGUGAACUUGCCCCUAAGCCCUCGUUGAGGGGUGUGUUUGAGCAUUUAGGAGAGGACUCCAGUGCUCCUCAGCGACAAACACAGCUGCCUUUGCGGUGUCUGAAGGCCCUGGUCGUGGUGACACUAGAUGGCUGCCCUGGGUGCCUCCUGUGGGUGUAGAGGCAUCACCACUCUGCACUGGCAGACUCAGCAUGGAGUCGGAGCAGAGUCUGACACGAGCACUUGCCAUCCCAGGCAUUUCAGUUCUGACUGAGAAGGGAGCCGCACAGGGGAGGAGAGGGCCCUUUGGAGCUCCGCUCUGCCUCCACCACUCCCUAACCCCGCAGCCUCAGUGCCCUCAUCUGUAAAAUGGGGAGUUUUGCCUACAGAGUUCAGCACAGUGCCAGCCUGACAUGGGAACCCCAGUGGAUUAUCAGUUUUGUCAUUAUUCCCCUGCAUCCUGGAGGUGACACCGCCUGGUUAAUAGGCAACCCCUCCCGAUGGCCCAGCACAGCUGCACAGCAGCAGGAGGCUGGCCUGUGGCCAAGAAUGCACGGUGGAGGAGGGCUAGAGGGGGACUGCAGCUCCUCCUCUUCCUGCUUCCUCCCUGCUCCACCCCCUGCCUAGGGCAGCACAAAAGCAAAUCUCUAGCUAACUCCCUGCCUAGCAAGGCCCAGCCUGGGGCAGAAAUGGCUGCAAGUGGCCGAGGUCUCUGCAGGGCUGUGGCUGCCUCUCCCUUCCCAGCUUGGAGACGAGCUCACACAGAAGCCGGGGGAGGUCUGAAGCCUGAGUAUGAUGCGGUGGUGAUAGGAGCAGGACACAACGGACUAGUGGCUGCAGCGUACCUGCAGAGACUGGGAGUGAACACCGCGGUCUUCGAGAGGCGCCAUGUGAUCGGGGGUGCAGCUGUCACUGAGGAGAUCGUCCCAGGGUUUAAGUUCUCCCGCGCGUCCUACCUGCUCAGCCUGCUGAGGCCGCAGAUUUACACUGAUCUGGAGCUGAAGGCACUGAGAGAAGCCCUUGGGUGUACAGCAGUGAACUGGAAAGGCAAGGACCCUGCUCUGAGGGAGAGAACUUCAGGUAGAGGUAAGUGCCAAGAAGAAAAGAAAAGAAGCAUUAGAGAGAGAGUGGAGAUUCCAGCCUAGAUGGCGACCAGGAAGGACAUGUUCCUCAAGGAGGUGACAUUUGAGCAGGUUUUCAAAUACCAAGAGGUCACCAGCAGCAGCCGUGUGGACAUCUAAGCAGACGGUCUCCAGUCAGAGGGAAGAGGAGAUGGACCCACCCAGGCAGGCGUGAGCAGAGGGCAGGUGCAGCGAGAAGCUGGUGAGGUGUGCGAUCAGGAAGUUCACUGCUAGGAUUUGUGACUUUACCAAGGUCAGCCCGCCUGCUGGCUGGUGAGGACUCGGCGGAAACAGGAGGGGUCGCAUGUGGAUCACGAGGCCGCGCUGCAGCGGUUCCCGAAAUGGUGUCUUAGAGAGAAGCGCACAGGUUCUGGAGGCAGCGUACGGGAUGUCAAGAAUGAAAAGGAGAGAAACUAAGGAUGCUUCCUGGGGUUAGGAAGGACCCCAGCCGUCUCCUGGCCCCGGCCCCCGCCAGUGUCAGGAACCUCCUCCAGGCACAGAGUGUCCAGAGCUGCGGCGAGCCUGCCCGCCUGGAGCGUCUCCAGUGUGGAGCAACUCCAGCGAAACAUGGGCUGAGGCUUCAUCUUCGAAACCCCUACUCCUUCACCCCCAUGCUGGAAGACGGUGCGGGCAGCAAGGUGCCCAGGUCCCUUCUGCUGGGCACAGACAUGGCAGAAAACCAGAAGCAGAUUGCCCAGUUCUCCCGGAAGGAUGCCCAGGUCUUUCCCAGAUACGAGGAGUUCAUGCAUCGCUUGGCAUUAGCCAUUGACCCUCUGCUGGAUGCGGCCCCCGUGGACAUGGCGGCCUUCCAGCAUGGCUCUCUGCUGCAAAGGAUCAAGUCGCUGUCCACCCUCAAGCCCCUGCUGAAGGCAGGCCGCAUCCUGGGAGCCCAGCUUCCCCAAUAUUAUGAGGUCCUCACAGCUCCCAUUACCAAGGUGCUGGAUCAGUGGUUUGAGUCUGAGCCUCUAAAAGCCACUCUGGCCACAGAUGCUGUGAUUGGAGCCAUGACAAGUCCCCGCACUCCGGGGAGUGGGUAUGUGCUGCUGCAUCAUGUGAUGGGGGGCCUGGAGGGGAUGCAGGGGGCCUGGGGCUAUGUCCAGGGGGGCAUGGGUGCCCUCUCUGAUGCCAUCGCAAGCUCAGCCACCACCCAUGGAGCAAGCAUCUUCACUGAAAAGACAGUGGCGAAGGUGCAGGUGAACAGUGAAGGCUGUGUUCAAGGAGUUGUGCUGGAAGAUGGCACAGAAGUGAGAAGCAAGGUGGUGCUGUCCAACACAUCACCGCAGAUCACCUUCCUGAAGCUGACGCCACAGGAUGAAGAGGAUUUCCAGAGGGAGCGACUGAGGGCUCUUCCUGAGCAAAGAAAGAAGGCAGCUUCCUUGGGGCCUUGGACGUCUGGGGGCUUUCAUGGAGGCUUCUCCUUCCAGGAGUGGCUUCCUGAGGAGUUCCUGGAGAAAAUCUCUCAGCUGGACACCCGGUCGCCUGUCACCAAGAUCAAUGUGGCUGUAGACAGGCUGCCCAGCUUCCUGGCGGCCCCCAAUGCUCCCAGGGGCCACCCACUGCCCCAUCACCAGUGCUCCAUCCACCUGAACUGUGAAGACACCCUCCUCCUUCAUCAGGCCUUUGAAGACGCCAUGGAUGGCCUGCCUUCCCACAGUACACGCCCUACACACUGGCUGGAGGCAAGGCCUGGGACGAGCAGGAGAGAGACGCUUACGCAGACAGAGUGUUUGAUUGCAUCGAGGUCUAUGCCCCUGGCUUCAAAGACUCUGUGGUUGGCAGAGACAUCCUCACACCACCAGAUUUGGAGAGAAUCUUCGGGCUUCCUGGAGGGAACAUAUUCCACUGUGCCAUGUCCCUGGACCAGCUCUACUUUGCCCGCCCUGUGCCCCUGCAUUCUGGCUACCGCUGCCCUCUCCAGGGCCUGUAUCUCUGUGGAAGUGGGGCUCAUCCUGGUGAGUGACCUGGAGUCCCACUACCCUGUGGGGACUGGGAGGGCUCACUGGAGGCCAGAGACUUGGAGAAGGAGGAAGAAGAUAAACAAUGAAGGCGGCAGAGAGGGAGGGGAGCAGGGAACUCCCACCAUAAGAAGCUGUCUUGUGUUCAGAAUUCUCCAUGCACAGGUGAGCACCCAGCCGCUGCCUCCACCAGGCUGACCACAGCCCACAGUUGAGCUCACACCUCCCCUUCAGGAGGCCUGGGGAUGCGUCCUGGUGGAGGCAUCUCACCACAUUCCAAUGCGGGCUUGUGAGAGACCCAUGUCCCUAAAUUCCCCAUCCAUAUAUAUAUUUAGACGGGGUUUCACUCUAUUGCCCAGGCUGGAGUGCAGUGGUAUGAUCACAGCUCACU